Orcinus orca (killer whale) is the source of this 2377-nucleotide messenger RNA. It is a transcript of the gene EEF1AKMT3, whose product is annotated as EEF1A lysine methyltransferase 3. Bases 1 to 681 code for a protein of 226 amino acids. Lineage: Eukaryota; Metazoa; Chordata; Mammalia; Artiodactyla; Delphinidae. The record is from RefSeq and is a predicted model, not a curated record. Gene Ontology annotation, molecular function: protein-lysine N-methyltransferase activity. Gene Ontology annotation, cellular component: cytosol; cytoplasm. Gene Ontology annotation, biological process: peptidyl-lysine methylation. The transcript has 3 exons.
AUGGCGGAUCCCCGCCCAGAUCCUGAAUCAGAGCCCGAAUCCGUGUUCCCACGGGAGGUCAGACUCUUCGCCGACUCCUACUCGAAGAAAAGCCGGUUCUAUUUCUGUGGUCACGUGCUGAGCAUCACGGAGAACUUCGGGUCCCGCCUCGGGGUGGCAGCGCACGUGUGGGACGCGGCUCUAAGCCUGUGCAACUAUUUCGAGAGUCAGAAUGUGGAUUUCCGAGGCAAGAAAGUGAUCGAACUGGGCGCUGGGACGGGCAUCGUGGGUAUCUUGGCAGCGCUGCAGGGGGGGGAUGUUACCAUCACUGACCUGCCCCUGGUCCUAGAACAGAUCCAGGGCAACGUCCAGGCCAAUGUGCCGGCUGGAGGCCGGGCCCAGGUCCGCGCCUUGUCCUGGGGGAUUGACCAGCAUGUCUUCCCUGGAGACUAUGACCUGGUGCUGGGGGCUGAUAUCGUGUAUCUGGAGCCCACCUUCCCACUGCUGCUGGGGACCCUCCAACACCUGUGCGGGCCCCAUGGCACCAUCUAUCUGGCUUCCAAGAUGAGAGAGGAGCACGGGACAGAGAGCUUCUUUCAGCAUCUCCUGCCCCAGCAUUUCCAACUGGAGCUGGCCAAGCGGGAUGAGAAUGAGAAUGUUAACAUCUAUAGGGCCAGGCACAGGGGACCAAGACCUGCUUGAUGUCACCCUUCUGCUCCUCUGAAUACCUCGUUCUAAUGAAGGAACUGCCAUAUGUCCAGAGCCGUAAACAUAAGGACCAAAAACGAUGGAUUUCCCUUGCCUCUGUCUUUCCUCCUUCCCUUUUUGUUUCCUGAGAUACUCUUGGGCAGGUGCAGGGAGGUGCUAUGUGCUAGGAAUACUAGAGCCCUAGCUGUACCGGGCUAGAGUGCAAAGGAAAUUCCCAGUUCCUGUUCUCAGCAGUGGAAGAUGGGAGGGUAUCCAGGAUUUUACGGGAAGGGGAGGUAAGUGGGAUGUGUGAACAGUGGCUGCAGAGAGACAGUCAUGAUCCCAUCUAGUCCUGCUGUUGUCUUUUUAUACAGAAUGGAUUUUUUUCCCCCAGAUUCUACUGGAAUUUUUUAAAAAGGAAAAUAGGGCUUCCCUGGUGGCGCAAUGGUUGAGAGUCUGCCUGCCGAUGCAGGGGACGCAGGUUCGUGCCCCCGGUCCGGGAAGGUCCCACAUGCCGUGGAGCGGCUGGGCUCGUGAGCCAUGGCCGCUGGGCCUGCGCGUCCUGAGCCUGUGCUCCGCAGCGGGAGAGGCCACAGCAGUGAGAGGCCCGCGUACAGCAAAAAAAAAAAAAAAAAAGGAAAAUAAAUAAGCAUUAAAGAUCUCUUCUGCAUCCAGAGAACUCGGGCUUUUACUGGGGGGCUGGGAAGCAAGAAAACUCCGACCACCCACUUCUUGCUUCUAGAGAUAGUCUGGUGGAACCAUGGCUCUAACUGGGUUAAGUCCUCCCAGCCCUGAAGUUGGGGAUAGGCAGCAGAGCUGUCCUUUGGACCAUAGCUCCUUCACUCUUUUUGGAGUUGGACCCCUGAUCACUAAGUACCAGGUUCUCUUUGAUUUUUCUUUAGGUUUCCAGUCCCUAUCAGUCCUUCCUUCCUAAUGUGUUUUGCCUUCACCUCUUUUCUCCUCCCACUGUGGGGCCUCUGAUGGGGGCUCUCCUGACUUACUCCUUGGGCCACACAUCACCUCCUGGGGCCUCCUGGCCUCCAUUCACUCCCCUUCAAACCAUUUUGUAAACUCUGGUGAUCAUCCAAAAUCAGCUCUGAUUAGCUUCUGCUGCUGCCCAACAGAAGCAAGAAUAAGCUCUUCUGCUUGGUACUCAGUGUGUCCCGUGUGAUCCCAAAUUAUCCUGCUACUUCAUUUCCUACUGGUCUCCUACAUGUAUGGCAACCUCUGGCCAAAUUACAAAAGGUCUACUCUUUGUUCCCUAAAUCCACACCAAGAUUCCCUGGCUUCUUCCUUCAUUCUUUUUGAUGAUUCCCUGCCUGGAAGGGCUAUUUCUACCUCUCAAACUCUUCAUUAUUCUUAGCUUGUCUCCUGAAGAAAGCUUUUCCUGAGCCUCCUGUUUGAAUGUGAUUUCUUUCUCCCUUGAGACGCUUUAACUAACUUCGUCUUGUGAGGCUUACCUUGUCUCGUGUGAUCAUUUGUCUGCUCCCUAUUUUCUCACCAUUAGAUUACCUUGGAGGGCAGGGCUAUGGUUCCUGGCACACAGUUGGUGUUCAUCAAAUAUUUUUGUUCGUUCAACAAAUAUUUACUCCUCCUCCCUGUGUGACCUUGGCCAAACUUCUGAACCUCACCCAACUACCUCACAAGUUUGUCAUGAGUCAUAAAUGGAUAAUGAAUAUGAAGUACAUUGGAAAUAAACAUGAAGUGUUAC